This is a messenger RNA of Salvia miltiorrhiza (redroot sage), 1402 nucleotides long. RefSeq lists its product as uncharacterized. The record is from RefSeq and is a predicted model, not a curated record. Gene Ontology annotation, molecular function: zinc ion binding; nucleic acid binding. NCBI's taxonomy places the organism in Eukaryota, Viridiplantae, Streptophyta, Magnoliopsida, Lamiales, Lamiaceae. The transcript is spliced from 4 exons. The coding region runs from base 266 to 1402 and encodes 378 amino acids.
CCUCUUCAACCACCACCCUUUGCUCCCCACCAAUACACCUAACUCUCCACACUUCAUUUUUUUUUUAUUUCUCCACCACUACAUUACAUAUUCAGCACUACAUCUUGCAGAUUCCUCAUUAAGAAAUCCUCUCUCUCUAAUCUUCUAAAUUACCAUUUUCUUUCCUCCUACUCCUCACGGGUCCUUCAAAGAAAUUAUCAAGUUUGUUUCAAGUUCCAAAUCAAGAAGAAUCGAACUAUUGCCAACACCACCCCUCAUAUCAAGAAUGCCUCCCAGAAGAGCCCCAAGAAACAAUGUGGGAACCGCAAACGAACCCCCACGAAGGGUUGAGGAACUUUUUCUUAAACAGAGCCCGCCAACAUUCAACGGGACCGGCAACCCGACUGAUGCCGAAAUCUGGAUUAGAGCAAUGGAAAGGAUUUUCGACUUUCUUUACUGUUCUGACCAAGAGAGACUCUCUUGUGUUGCAUUCCAACUAACUGGGUCGGCAGAUUUUUGGUGGGAAACCAAGAAGAGGGCAAUGACCCUCGAACAAUUGGAAAACCUGACUUGGGAAGACUUCAAGACGGAGAUCUACGAUAAAUACAUUCCCAAGAGCUACAGAAAGAAGAAAGAGACGGAGUUUUUCAAUCUGAAACAAAACAAGAUGUCCGUGACGGAAUACGAUCGCGCUUUCUGCGACAUGUCUCGCUAUGCCCCUCAUCUGAUCGACACUGAUGAAAAGAUGGCCGAGAAGUUUCGUUCAGGCCUUAGGCAUGAGAUCAAGAUGGCGCUUGCUGGUCAUGGUAAUCUCACCCACUCUGAGGCACUUAGCAGAGCCCUGGAUGUUGAAGCAGCCAUGCCUGAAGACCGCCCAACCCAGACUCAAGCUUCGGGAAACAACGAUCGUGGGAAGAGAAAAUGGGAUGGCAACAACAACAAUAAUAGGGGUUACUACAACAACCAAGAUAACAAGAGGCCAUGGCAAGGAAACAUGAUGCAACAAGGGCAAUGGCAAGGACGACCAGUCAAUCCAGGAUCAGCUGGAAACAAUCAGGGCCAGCUCAGGGCACCUUUGUGUCCCAAAUGCUCCAAGUCACAUCACGGCAUAUGCUUAGCUGGCAGCAAUACCUGCUUUAAGUGUGGCCAGAAGGGCCAUUUUGCCAGAGACUGCCAAGGAAAACCACAAGGAGGAAUGAGAGGGCCGAAUCAGCCGGGCCAAGUACAACCACUCAGGGCUAUCCAAGGCCAACAGUUACUCUACCCACCACCACAGCAGCAGUAUCGACCUGCGGCACGUCCACCGCAAAUUCCACAGGCAAGAGCCUAUGCCUUGCACAAGAAUAAACAAGGAAACAACCAAGGGAAUUUGGCAGGAGGAACAGAGUGCCGACUAUUUCAGCUUUACAGGCAAGGAAGAUGA